AUGGUAGAAGCCCUUUCUCAGGCUCUUAUAGAUGAAGGAGGUACUAUCGGUUUUGCCUCCUCUUUCAUGGCCGACGUGGACGAUACGGCGAAAACCCUGACUUGUCUGAAACUUCUCGGCAGAAAUGCUCGCCCAGAGAAGAUGAUCAACAUGUUCGAGGCAGAGGAUUACUUCAAGACCUAUCCAAAGGAGAGGAACCCCAGUUCCAGCGCAAACUGCAACGCCUUGGUGGCACUUCUUUGCCAGAAUUCACCACAGCACUGUCUACCCCAGAUAACCAAGGCUGUGGCUUUCCUUUGUGAUACUUGGUGGUCUGCCGUCUCGAAGAUACAGGAUAAAUGGAACCUUUCCACUCUAUACCCUACGCUUCUGCUUGUGCAGGGGUUUACGAAGCUUGUGGAUCUCAUCGAGAAGGGUGAACUUUCUGCUUUCUCCGAUGAGGUCCUGCGUUCUAGGAUUACUAUCUGCCUCUACCAAGCAUGCUACAGGACACUUCUGGACCAAAGCGAGGAUGACUCUUUGAACAAGUCAGUCGAAGAGACAGCUUACGGAACCCUUGUACUCUGCGAAGCACGGCGACUGGAUAUUUGGCGGGAUUUCGAUGAGCAGCUCAGUUCAGCCGUUCGCCGAGCUGUCGUAUUCAUUCAGUCUCCCGAGGGCAGACGUCCACAGUGCCUCUGGAUUGAGAAGGUCAGCUACACCUCCCCAUUCCUGGCCGAGGCCUACAGGCUCGCCGCCCUCAAGGCCUCGACUAUCCCACCGGCUUUUCAUGUGGGAUCAAGCCUGCGCGGAGAUACAUCUAUCAUACCCAGACUUUCGAAACUCUGGCGAGGGACCCCCCUUUUCUCGAAAACUCCCGAGUGGGAGAUUCGGGCGUCCAUGGUCGAAGGGACCCUGUUCCGACCAAUAGUCCGAGAACGGAGGCUGAGCGUCUUCACGCGGAAGGGCGUGGAAGAAGACAAGUACUUCGACGUCAUCCCACUGGCGUGGCCAACGUGUAGCAAUCGCACGCGCACCUUCGCCCCACCAGCCUUCUUAUUUGAGGGCAUGAUGGCCGCUCUCCUGAAUUAUCAAGUCGACGAGUUCAUGGAGGCGGUUGCCGGAGUCAACUACGCCGGACGGGUUCCGGAACUUCGCCAACUCAUCGACCACGUGAUCGACUCUGAUCCCAUUGGCGAUCCACCGAACGUUGAAGAGGCAAAAAGGCAGGAGGUUCUGGUACCUUUGCGCAAGUUCGUCACCCGCGCUUUAAAGCACCCGGCGGUGCUCUCGGCGAGCGCGUGGGACCGCAAGAACGUCACAUGCGAGCUGCGGAUCUACUUCCAGACGCACGUCACGCAGAAUGAGGACAACGAGCUGCUGAAACGGCACCAGUUCAGCAACGGCGUGAUGAGGGAGCACUUUUUCCGCUGGGUGCGCACGACGUCGGCGGACCAUACCUCGGCCACGUACACCUUCAACUUCGUAAGCUGCCUGCUGGGCUCGUGGAUCGAGAACGGUCGAGACUGCUUCUCCUCUCCCACGGAGAAGUACUACGCCGCCGCCGCGUGCCAGCAUCUGGCGGCCAUGUGUCGCAUGUAUAACGACCACGGCUCAGCUGUGCGCGAUCGUGACGAGGGCAAUUUGAACUCGGUCGACUUCCCCGAGUUUGAGGCCCAAAGCGGCGCCUGUGGAGGGAGCAGCAAUAGUGGCGACGACCUUGCCGCUAAGAAGGACCAACUGUUUGAGAUCGCCCAGUACGAGCGCAGUUGUCUGGAGGAGGCAUUUAGACGACUAGAGGGGCACUCGGCAGAGGCGAGCUCGGUGGAAGCGCGGGCGAGGAAGUCUCCCCAGAUGGAAAUCUGGCGCCUGUUUUACAACGUGACGGAUCUGUUCGGGCAGAUCUAUGUCCUCCGUGAUAUUGGAAGCCGUUUGACGGUCGGAACAGCGGGUUAG
Messenger RNA from Anthostomella pinea, 1935 nucleotides. Lineage: Eukaryota; Fungi; Ascomycota; Sordariomycetes; Xylariales; Xylariaceae. The record is from the annotation of a GenBank genome assembly.